AUGGGUUUUCUGUCUUCUGGCAGCAAUCCCAAGAGAUUCUCAAUCCUAAUAUCGGACCCAGUCGGCGAAAACAGCCGUUCGGCACCCCCCACGGGGUCUCACCCGACGCCCGACUCGAGCGAAGCGAGAGGAGCAACCAGGGUCUGGGGCGGAGCCCCAGCCGCCGGAGGCAGGUCAAUUGGCCGAGGAGUUCAGACAACCGGUGAAUCAGUGCUAACUGGAGGUGAAGUCAACUCGUUUGAUGCGUUUGUGACGGAGCAGCGACUGGUGAAGAGUUUGGCGCUGGCUGCGUUGGAGGGCGCAACUCUGGCCGUGGAUGGCGAGUAUUUUGUGUCGCAGGUUCUCGGUGCGAAAAAUAAGGAGGAUUCGUCGUUGGCUGGUGGUCAGGGAGUUCGCGAACCGCUCGUUCAUGCUGUGGGAGGGUUCCCUUCGUCGUUGGAGGAGAGAGUUUCGAAGUUCGUCAAGCAGCUGGAUUCACACAAGAUUGAGCCAUUGUUCGUUCUUAAUGGACUUGAUCUGGUUCAAACAAGACCUUCGUUAAGUGGAAAGAAGAAACAAGCUGAUCAGAGAACUAAUGCAUGGAAUUUGUACGAAAAGGGUCAAGGAGAACAGGCAGUUUUGCUGUUCGACGAGAUUGAUCCGUUUGACUUGCAUUUAUCGGGUUUUGGUUUGAGAAAGUUUAUUAAUAUUUUAAUCAGUUUGGGUGUCAAGUUUAUUCAGGCUCCUUACACUGCCUCGGCUCAAAUUGGUUAUUUGUAUCAAGAACGAUAUGUUGAUGCGGUUUAUGGGACUAGUGAAGCAUUCCUGUAUCAAAGUAUCGAAAAGGUUAUCACCAAUAUCUCCAGUGAUGAUACUAUCCAAUAUGUUGUUAAAAAGACAGUGAUGAACGAGCUGGGAUUCUCGACCCAUGACCAGUUUGUUGAAGCUGCAAUUGGCGUCGGCUGUUCUCUCAGUGGAGGAGUGGCCUUUACUACUAUUGAGCAAAUAGUGGCAGCCAAUCCUCGAACCACUGCUCUUCGAGCUGCUCAAGAGAUCACUCAAGCUAAUGGAUCGAUCUACGGACCGGUUUUUGUGACUUCUUCAGCCCCUGAUUCCGCUUCUGUUGAUAGUACUCCAUAUUUGGAGAGAUUCCAAAAGGCACUUGCCAGUGUGGAUUUCCAACCAGUUCUCAAAGAUGAUGGAAAGGUCGAGCCGUAUCAAAAUAUCGGUAAUGUUCCUAAUGAUGCACAUGAAUUUGUGGGUCAGAGACUACCUGAUGAGAUCUUUUUCUAUCUGUCAAAGGGACUGAUUGGCCCUGAAUUGCUUGAUGCAGUGACUUCGGGCUCGCUACUAGAGUAUGCUCCUUUAGAUGGCGGAGACAAUAAAGAGUACCGGGAGUUUCUCACUAAAGAACAAAAAGAUCUCAAAAACAAGGCAUUCAACCUGCUUAUAGGCUCUUUGCAUAGAUACUACCAGUUCAAACCAAUAACAACCAAGUACUGGUACGAUUCUUCACGAGACAGUAAAUUCGAGAGAAUCAAUCCUCCUCUUUAUACGUCCACAGUUCCUCCAUGGAUUCGAGCUGUUGAAGCGAACAAGCUAGAUUCUGCUGCUGCUUCUGUAUCCUCUCCAACCUGGAAACUUCUUUUAAACCUGGAAAACACCGAUAUCACCAUCCCAGCCACGGGUUCUAAACAACUUGUACCGCUAACGAAGGAUUCCGAGAUUUUGAGUGUGUCUAUUCUGGCGACAUUGCAAACAGCAGGGUUUAUUUCUGCCGACCAGAAACUGACCAGUUGGGGUAAAGCACUUGCAAAAGGGUUUUCAGAUAUCAACCCUGCGCUUUUAGAACCGCUCAUUAUCGCUACCACUCUGUUCAAAAACGGGUUCCUCAACUCGAAACCGUUUACACCCACUGCACGUAAUGCCGCGGCAUCGACUAUUAACGGCGAUGUGCUAUUGAUUUCACGAGUGGCUGCUCAUAUCAACCUCAAACACAAUCCCAUCGGGUACACGGGACCACUGAGUCGAACUCUACUUUCUUACCAAUCACUCAUCUCGAAACAAACCCAAGAUUACCGAUUACUGUUUGAAUCGAUCAUCACCGCAAUUUUCACCAACGGCCAAGCCGAGCGAAUCAACCGUACUGACCAGCAAUGGACCGAUCUCGUCAAACAAUUACCGUUCACCAACAUUCCCAACGUCGGAACCGCCAUUGCAACCCAAUCGUAUCUCGAAGAAGUUCUAUCGAACGGUGGUGAUGUGAACAGCGCCAAAAGCUCGCUCAAACCCAUGUUCAAACAGGCCGUCGACGUGGCCACCGACGUCCACAGCGCCUUCGAACUGUGGGACGCGCUCUUCAAAGUGGCCACCGAAGCCAAAAACACCGAUCUCGUCAAAGACAAAGACUACGACCCGUUCGAUGCCGCCGACAAAUGGCUCUCCGCCAACCGGUUCUAA
This is a messenger RNA of Sugiyamaella lignohabitans, 2439 nucleotides long. RefSeq names its product Mkt1p (gene MKT1). Gene Ontology annotation, biological process: DNA double-strand break processing; DNA recombination; mismatch repair. Bases 1 to 2439 code for a protein of 812 amino acids. Gene Ontology annotation, cellular component: nucleus. Gene Ontology annotation, molecular function: 5'-flap endonuclease activity; 5'-3' DNA exonuclease activity. NCBI's taxonomy places the organism in Eukaryota, Fungi, Ascomycota, Dipodascomycetes, Dipodascales, Trichomonascaceae. The transcript has a single exon. The record is from RefSeq and is a predicted model, not a curated record.